This is a messenger RNA of Diplodia corticola, 2874 nucleotides long. RefSeq lists its product as uncharacterized. The coding region runs from base 1 to 2874 and encodes 957 amino acids. Lineage: Eukaryota; Fungi; Ascomycota; Dothideomycetes; Botryosphaeriales; Botryosphaeriaceae. The transcript has 7 exons. The record is from RefSeq and is a predicted model, not a curated record.
AUGCCCGGCGGCCCAGUGGCUCCGUUGGAGCUGGUGGAGGCUUGGCAGACGGACGCCUUUCCACACGGCAUCCGGGCCAGGCAAAGUCUGACCACCAUCAGCAUUGUCUUUACUGUCCUUGCUUUCUGCACCGUUCUGGCACGACUGCACGACCGUGUGUUUUCUCGGCACAAUGCAGGUCUCGACGAUGUCCUGAUCGUAGCCGCCCUGAUUCCGAACGUCGCCCUUUGCGUUUCAAUAUGCCUCGCCGAAAGACAUGGAUUCGACCGUCACGCUUGGGAUCUGACGGCAGACAUGGCCGUCAACAGCAGAAAGUUCAUCCUAGCCAUCUCCAUCCUCUACCUCGCCAGCACGGGGCUCACCAAAGUGUCGAUACUCUACUUCUACCGACGCAUCGGCGAAGUGCGCACCUGGUUCAAACGGACCAUCUGGGUCAACAUCGUCUUCAUCACGGCGUACACGCUCGCCUUCAUCGUCGCCAUGCCGCUCGAAUGCAGGCCCACGGCGGCGUACUGGUGGAAGGCCAGCCCAGUGUGGCGGACGAGCCACGAAUACCACUGCAUCAACGAAGGCGCCAAGAUGAUUACGGCGGGCGCCAUCAGCGUGCUGCAGGACUUCAUUGCGUGCGUGCUGCCCAUGGCGCUGUUCUGGGACCUGCGCAUCUCGCGGCGCGCCAAGUUCGCGCUGGGCCUCGUGUUCAGUCUUGGGCUCCUCACCUGCAUCUGCGGCGUCAUCCGCACGCGCGUCAUCCACCGCGUCUUCUUCGAGACGUACGACGUGACGUGGGCGGUGCGGCCGGUGCUGGCGCUCACCAUCAUCGAGUCGAGCCUGGGCAUCACGUGCGCGUCGAUGCCGGCGCUGAAGAGCGGGGUGCUGCGCUGCUUCCACAUCGUCAUCGACCCCUUCACGUACGGCAGCAGCAAGUCGACGUCGCGGCGGUGGAAGAACCCGUUCUUCAACAGCUACCAGCAGUCGUUCCGGGACUACUUCGACACGAGCGGGAGCCGGAACUAUGGCGCAAAGGGCCGUGGGGGCUGUCGCAAUACCCCGGGAUUGGCGGUGCCGCAGAAUACGAACGCAGCAUGUGGCGGUGCUGGCCGAGCUUGGGCGUUACCGCAAUCGACGACAGCAGACUCAACAACAACCGGAGCCACUCUAACGACCGACGACGCAGCGCCACGGCUAAUCCCAUUACCAACAACACCUCACGACCACAACCCAUGGACGGAUCCCGUUCCCUCAUCCAUCCCAACCGGGCCUGGAGCUGAGGAACUCAAACGCCGGCAAUCACCACCACCACUCCCCACCCCCAUAACAAUCACCCUCACCGGCGCGGCCACCAGCACCGGCCCUUCCCCCGAAGUGACGCUCCACCCGGACACCUCCGCCGGCGGCGCCUUCGUCUACUUCCUCAACACGCCCGACGCCGCCCACGCCGCCCCCUUGACCCUCGCCCCAAACCCCACCGCCACCCUCACCCUCCCCGGCGGCACCGUCCUCGCCCUGUCCCUCGACGACGCCACCGCCAACGCAAUCCUCCUCGCCCAAGCACCGGGCGGCGCGCACGCCUUGGCCACCGUGCCGCCGCCACCAGUACCACCCGGCAGCGCGGCGGCGGCGUCGACGACGCCAUUCUCCAGCAGCAGCAGCAGCGGAACCAAAACCAGCAGCAGCAGCAGCAGCAGCAGCACCGCCAUAACCAGCAGCACCAGCAGCACCAAAACCACCGGCACCAGUAGAACCACCAGGAGCACCACCACCAGCAACGGCGACUCCGACUCCGACUCCAACCCCGACGGCCCCGACGACCACGACGGCCCCAACGGCCCCGGCCCCAACGGUCCCGGCCCCAACCCCUCGCAGCAGCAACAGCACCAAUCCGCCGCCUCGGCCGCCGUCGUGACCGUCGGCCCGCUCGAGCUGAGCCCGGCGGGCGGGUCGGGCGCGUACAACGUGCUCCAAGAACUCGAAGACGCCAACGGCGGGGGAUGGGCGGUGGCGGGGACGGUGGCGCCGCCGAGGGUUGGGGGUGAGAAGGGGCAGGGGGCAGCCGGGGAGGCGCAGGAGGCGGUCACGGUGGAUGGGGUGGUGGUGGCGUUGAGUUUGGAGGAGGUUGUUGGGGUUGUUGCUUCGACUUCUUCUGUUGUUUCUGUUUCUGUUUCUUCUGGGGGAAGUGGAGGGGAUGGUACAGGUGGUGGUGCAGGUGUGGUGGCGACGGCGACGAGCACGAGGACGGUGGUCGUUACGGGCGCGGCGUCUGGGUCUGAGGCGGGGGAGUUGAAGGCUGCGGCGACGAUCACGGCGGCGGCGGGAGGAGCGGGAGGAGCGGGAGCGGGGUGUGGGCCUGGAGGGACUGCUGGUGGUGGCGGCGGCGGCGGCGGUCCGCCCGUUGUGGUGGGGAACUUGACGUUUUUGCCUGCGGGCUCGGCGUACUGGGUUGCCGAGGGGAGUCGGACGUGGACGGUCGUGGCGGGGGGCAGCAGCGUGACGGUGGGUGGAGGGAGGACGGUCGUGGGGCUGGCGACGGAUGAGGGGGGUAAGACGGUCGUGGUUGAGAACGAUGUUAAUGUUGUCGUUACGGCUGCUAGUGCGGGGAACCAGACGAUUAUGACGACAACGACGACGGUGACGGGGACGGCGAGUACGGUGGCGACGUUGGAACUGGGUGGCCCUCCGAGGGGGCCGGGCGGCCAGGGCGGUGGUGGUGGUGGAGGGCCGAUAAUGACAUCGGAUCGAAUGGGCGCACCGGUUUCGACCGACGGACUGGGAGCGUCGAGCGAGGGCGGUGCUUCACACCGUACCGGGAGAGCGUCCCUCAUGACCUCCGUGAUGAUGGGUUUCAUGGCGAGCGCAUAUCUGCUCACUAAUAUCUAG